Molecule: messenger RNA, 2077 nt
Organism: Wasmannia auropunctata (little fire ant)
Lineage: Eukaryota; Metazoa; Arthropoda; Insecta; Hymenoptera; Formicidae
Gene: Galk
Product: N-acetylgalactosamine kinase
Exons: 10
Coding region: 169-1611 (480 amino acids)
Biological process (GO): carbohydrate phosphorylation; galactose metabolic process
Cellular component (GO): cytoplasm; cytosol
Molecular function (GO): ATP binding; galactokinase activity
Source: RefSeq, a predicted model, not a curated record
UCGAUAAGUAACACGUCGUGGUCCACGAGUCGGUGUGGUACGUCGAAAAAACGCAUCACGUGUUGAUAAGGUUAAUCAACAGCGAUAACGCGUCGCGUUCCUCAGUAGAUCGUCGCGAGCUCCCGCAGAACAAGGUUUUCUUAUGUCUCUACGUAGGUGGCUGUUAAAAUGUCCCAUCAAGCUAACGGGGCUCGUAUCGCCGAGGUGGAUGACCUUGUGCCUAUCUUGACACCCACCGCCGAUAUUUCACCGCGAUUGAAGACCUUGGCCACUCAUUUCACCUCCAAAUACAAUGUGAAGCCUUCCUUUUUCGUUCGAGUGCCAGGAAGAGUGAAUCUGAUAGGCGAGCACAUCGAUUACUGCGGAUAUUCCGUCUGUCCAAUGGCCAUUGAACAAGACAUCCUCGUUGCGAUGACAUUAUCGAAUGACAGUGAGAUUCAUCUCACCAACGUGGAUCCUAAGUACAAGGACUUUCGAUGCAGUUUCGAGAACACCGGAUCUUGCAUUAGUGAUAGCGAGGGCGGGCCGGCGUGGUACAAAUAUUUUCUGUGCGGCGUAAAAGGGGCGCUGGAAGUAAUCCCGGCGGAGUCGGUUCCAACGGGAAUUCUGGUUGCGAUAUGGGGAAACAUUCCCCCUAAUUCUGGCCUCUCCAGUUCCAGCGCGCUGGUCUCGGCCGCGCUCCUCUCGAUCGUGCACGCUAGUCAGCGUCAGUUGUCAAAGCAUGAAUUGGCGAAUGUUAGUGCUCGAGCAGAGAGACACAUCGGCACUCAAGGUGGCGGAAUGGACCAGGCCAUCGCUUUUCUUGGAAAAGCUGGUUCAGCUAAGUUGAUAGAGUUUAACCCUCUGCGUGCAACCGACGUAACAUUGCCAGAGAACGCAGUGUUCGUAAUAGCGCAUAGUCAAGCGUAUCACAACAAAGCCUCAACCGCCGACUACAAUCUCAGAGUUGCGGAAUGCCGAUUAGCCGCACAGAUGAUAGCCAAGAAAAGAAAUAUGAAUUGGGAGCAUGUUCAAAGAUUAAUCGACAUUCAAGAGAGGCUCGCCUCGGACUUGGACGAGAUGGUUACUAUAGUAAUGACAGAACUGCACGAAGAGCCUUACACUUUUGAUGAGAUCUGCGAGAGCCUCGGUACGGAUUACGAACGAUUGAAGAAAACGUCUCUCGUCAGUUCCUUUAAUAUCUCGCAAACGUUCAAGCUGCGGCAGCGGGCUCUGCACGUUUUUCAAGAGGCCGGCAGAGUGCUCGCGUUCCGCCGUAUAAACGAGGAAGGCAGCAUAAUGAAACACGAGAAGGUUCAACAUCUAGGCAACCUGAUGUCGAAGAGCCACGCCAGUCUCCAUAAACUGUACGAGUGCAGCCAUCCUAGCGUGGAUGCGCUCGUCGAAAGAGCCGUACUUUGCGGCGCAUUCGGCGCUCGGCUCACAGGGGCUGGUUGGGGCGGUUGCAUCGUGGCUAUCAUCGAUAAAAACGGAGUUCCGCAAUUCGUCGAGGCUCUGCGAGCGUAUCUGUGUCAGAACAGUACAAAAGACCGAGCGGAACUCGAAGAUAUGGUGUUCCCGACGUCACCGAACCAGGGCGCUAUUAUUUACACUGCGUCAACGCUAUUCUGAAUCGUAAACCCGCGCUACAAUAAAUAAAUAUAGUGGCUUCCCCUUGGUCCGCGUCGUCACACCGUCCCUUUAUUGACAUUCCAUUAUUUUCUCCUGCUCACUUCACCACCCUCUUUUUACUCGGGCUUUCUUUCAUCGCACGUCACAAAUUUUAAUUGAAUGAAAGAAUGCCACACCUGCGCCACUCGGCGUUCCUUUGAUAUUUUUGACGCUCGAACCCACCGCGAAUGGACAGUGUACUAUUUUUAAGUUUACUUUACUCGUCCUUACUAUUUAAUCGCUAUAUGAAUCCUGUUUAUUGCAACUGCAUUAAAUCAAAUCUAUUAAAUAAAGUGUCUAAUCGUACAUUAUGAUAUUAUCGAAGCAAAGAUGAUAAUCCCUUAUAAUUAUAUGUUAGAUAUUAAUGUUAGAACUUGUAUAUCUCCUUUCGAUGAUUCCUAUAUAAAUAUAUAUAUAAUACAUGCAA